This is a messenger RNA of Penicillium samsonianum, 1716 nucleotides long. Its product is annotated as Zn(II)2Cys6 transcription factor domain-containing protein. The coding region runs from base 1 to 1716 and encodes 571 amino acids. The record is from RefSeq and is a predicted model, not a curated record. NCBI's taxonomy places the organism in Eukaryota, Fungi, Ascomycota, Eurotiomycetes, Eurotiales, Aspergillaceae. The transcript is spliced from 2 exons. Gene Ontology annotation, biological process: regulation of DNA-templated transcription. Gene Ontology annotation, molecular function: zinc ion binding; DNA-binding transcription factor activity, RNA polymerase II-specific.
AUGCACCCUGCACAGGCCUCCGGCACUGUCGUCGUGACCAACAAUGCCAAGAGAUACGCUUGCGACCGCUGCAGAGACCUGAAGCUUCGGUGCCCGCGGAACUAUGAAGAUGCACCUUGCGACCGCUGCCUGCGUGCAGACGCUCGGUGCGUCACGAGCAGCGGUCGACCGCUGGGUAGGCCGCCAGGCCAGCCCGAAUCGCACGUCGGCGUGGCCGUUAAUCAAGCUAGUUAUCACCCCCAAUACAAACGACAAAGAGUAACCGGAGACCCGCCCGCCACAACCAGGGCCCGCAGGCCUGUGGGAGUUUCCGGUGCUUCUGCGAUACCAAGUCACAGCCCAGCUAAACCCAUGCGCGCGUCCUACCACCACCACCACCCUAGUGUUCCCACCAAUCCUGGCCCAUCUCAGUUUGACGGCAUGUUGGACAUGCAACUGGAAGACAUUCACGGGCCGUACGACCUUCGAGAACCGAGCACGGGGUCCACAUGCCUCGGGAGCCACGGUAGCGGUUUCCCCGCGACGGGCUCUGGGGAUACGUCGCCCUUCUUCAAAUCACCCCAGUGGUGCGCCGCGGCUCACGAUUCCCUGGACGGCACUUACACCGGCAACCGCGACGCCUCUCACACACAAAGUAUCCCAAACCCGGACGAGUUCUGUGACUAUGACAUCGGGGCUCCUGACAUGGAGCAGAGCUUAUACGACGAGGCGCACGACAGCAAUUGCGCACGGCCAGACGCCCCGAAUAUGAGCAGCAACGGCAGAAACGGCACCGACACGGGGUCGAUGACCGGGAGGCCCAACAGCGACUGGACGAUGCCCCUGAUCAAUGCGCUAGGAAGCAUCUCGCGCCAGCUGGCCGAGCUGAGGAUACAAGCAUGCGACCUGUCGUCGUCGCCCGUCGGGGCCUGCACGUUCAAAGGAAUCACGCCGAACCUCGACUUCCUCGACACCCCCUUUGUGACGGCCCUUCGGACGCCUCCUCACUGCGGACAAAGCUGCUGGAAAGGCAGUCAUGGCCACGAUGAGAUUCGUGCUGGUGCUGCAGAUGAUGGCGCCGUCGCCGGUGGACUGGACCGGUUUCGUGGGCGAGAACGACUCUCCCUGCGCAGCAGAGGACGCUGCCUCUCGCCCCACGUCCGGUCGCUCAUCGCCUGCGCCGACGUCCUCGGCCAACACCGCGCCGCAGGUCACGCUAAUGGUCCUUUAGGGGAGCUAUUUGACAUCAUCCUCUCGCCCACUAUUCAGUUCUUGGACAACUCAGCGAAUGUAGCCCGAGCCCCGGGCGAACCGACGGGGAAGACACCGUACGCCCCGAUUACACCGAGGCCGUCGGACCCUCAGCGGCCCUCUCUUGGAACCAGUGCAACAAGCCAUAGAUCGCCGACGUCGGCCCAGGGCGCCGCCCGGCCGCGCACUCAGGACAUAUUGAUGACGAUCCGAGUCGUCGAGCAUCAGCUACAUACCCUGGAGAGCCUCAUCGGCCUCCCCGCUCAAUAUUGCCUCGUGGGACGCAAGGAUGUGUCAGCAAACGUCAUGUAUCGCCACGAGGCGUCGGUGCUGGCCAAGGCAGUGAUGCGACAGGCGCUGCAGACCUUAAUAUCGCUUAAAAAAACGUUGGACUGUAUCCAGACUGCCGUGGGGGCUCCGAACAACCCGGCGAGACGAGGUGCUGAUGAUAGCUUGAAGAAAGGGAACUUAUGGACUGUCUCAUGA